UGUGGCAUACAACAUGUGCGCACAUUGUUGCAGCGUCGAUUUUCCCCAAGAUCGUUGCACACAACUGAAGGGCAUUGUUAGAAACUACUUUCGCAACGAUUAUCCACAGGAUUUGCAGCUGGAAAUUGAGCCCAGCGAUGUGCCGGAUGAUCACAUAAUUGCCGAUGUGCAUGCACUGAUCAACAUGUAUCCCGACAAUACCUUCAGUGGCCGCAACAUUGCGCGUAUUUUCCAUGGCAUCUCCAGUCCCAACUAUCCGGCUGUCAUGUGGGGGCGUUGUCAUUAUUGGCGUGCUCACACCAAAGUCGAUUUCAAUCGCAUUCUUAAGUUGGCCAAUAUGGAAAUUGUCAAAAGACGCACGUGAUUAUUACCUAUAUAUAUAAUAUGUCGAUAUUUUAUGUUUAUUUUUAUUCAAGUUAAAUUUUUCCCAACAUAAACUAACUUC
Drosophila innubila is the source of this 445-nucleotide messenger RNA. Its product is annotated as ATP-dependent DNA helicase Q4-like. Lineage: Eukaryota; Metazoa; Arthropoda; Insecta; Diptera; Drosophilidae. The record is from RefSeq and is a predicted model, not a curated record. The transcript has 2 exons. The coding region runs from base 14 to 364 and encodes 116 amino acids.